AUGCAGAUGCAGAUGGCAGAAUAUGCAGACAUAUUGGACAAGUCAUUGUACGGUUUUCGAUCGACGACGGCCCAAUGGAUCCACUUCGACAAACAGGAGAUGAAGAGGGAGUCUGUGAAGUGUUUGUAUUCGUCAGGAAACACUAUAACCGCUACUCCCGCUGCUGCUAAUACCGAUACUAUCAUCGCUACUACUACUUCUGCUGCUGCUGCUAUUACUACUACUACUACUACAACUACUAACGCUACCACUUCUACCGUUGCUGUUUCUACUACUAUCACCAGUGCCACUAAUACUGCUACGAACUCUAUCGAUUUUACUGAUGCUUCUGCUGCCACUCCAAUCAAUCCCACUGCUGACUCUGCAGAAUCCACCACUGUUUCACCUACAACCAGAGACAUUGCUAUUGGUGUUGAUAAUACUGCUACUAACGAGGAUGAUGAGCACGAGGAGGAUGUGGUAUACAUUACAGGAAAGCAAAUGUAG
Penaeus monodon (black tiger shrimp) is the source of this 486-nucleotide messenger RNA. RefSeq lists its product as uncharacterized. The record is from RefSeq and is a predicted model, not a curated record. The transcript has 5 exons. Lineage: Eukaryota; Metazoa; Arthropoda; Malacostraca; Decapoda; Penaeidae. The coding region runs from base 1 to 486 and encodes 161 amino acids.